GACUGCAUAAUUAAAGGGGAAAAAAAAUCAAAUUUUUUGAAAUUAAAAUGGCUGCCAAGGGUUCCAACAUGAACAACAAGCUGACCACUGUGGUGGCCACCGCCGGCUACGGCCCGGACACGAUGACCGAGAUCAGCUAUAUGGACAGCAAGAUCAUUGGGAACGGCAGCUUCGGCGUGGUCUUUCACGCCAAGCUGAUGCCCAGCAACGAGCCGAUCGCCAUAAAGAAGGUCUUGCAGGAUCGCCGAUUCAAGAAUCGUGAACUCCAGAUAAUGCGAAGGCUUAAGCACCCAAAUAUUAUAACCCUCAGAUACUUUUUCUAUUCCAGUGGCGAUAAGCGAGACGAUGUUUAUCUCAACUUGGUCAUGGAGUUCAUGCCCGAAACCCUCUACAAGGUGGAGCGGCAGUAUGCACGCGCUAAGCAAACGCUGCCCGUCAACUAUAUCCGACUCUACAUGUAUCAGAUGUUUCGAAGUCUGGCCUUCAUGCACAGCUACGGCUUCUGUCAUCGGGAUAUCAAGCCGCAGAAUAUGCUCCUGGACACGGAGACGGGCGUUUUCAAGCUGUGCGACUUCGGCAGCGCCAAGCAACUGACACCUGGCGAAUCGAAUGUGUCCUACAUCUGCUCCAGAUACUACAGAUCACCGGAGCUAAUAUUUGGAGCCACGCACUAUAACACCAAAAUCGAUAUGUGGAGUGCGGGCUGCGUGUUGGCCGAGUUGCUGCUGGGCCAGCUCAUCUUUCCCGGCGACUCGGGCGUGGACCAGAUCGUUGAGAUUGUCAAGGUGAUGGGCACACCCACGCCCGAGCAGCUCCACGACAUGAAUCCAAACUACAAGCAAUUGAAGCUGCCGCAGCUGAAGGCGCAUCCUUGGCCCAAGGUAUUUCGCAUUCGCACACCGCCCGAGGCCAUAGAUCUGGUAUCCAAGCUGCUUAUCUACACACCUAACGACCGUAUAACGCCUCUGUCGGCCUGUGCGCAUUCCUUCUUCGAUGAGCUGCGCAACGAUCCCGGCCAGCAGCUGCCCAACGGACGGCGUCUGCCGCCGUUGUUCGAUUUCACCGAAUACGAGCUGAGCAUCGAGCCAAAGCUGGUGCCGAUGCUGACGCCAAACGAAGGCACGGAGAAGCAAGAUGCAUCGGGCAGCUCUGGCAAUCGCUAUGCCGCUGGCGAGGAGAACUCACCCAGAUUGGACAGCAACCAGUCGACACUGCGAAAACAGAUCAAGGAUCAGUCAGAUGUGGUACUUAAGCCGGGGGAUAAUGUACGUGGCCAGAGAACAACAACUCCACAGUGCCUCCAGCGACGGGAGCUGGGCAAUGGCGACCAUGUUGGCAGUACGGUUGUGUGCUUUGAGGAGACAGAAACAGAUAUCUGCGAGGAGGAAGCAAUAACAGAUGUUGCCGACGAGCAGGGAGCCGAGGAGCAGUACAAUAGCUCCGACAGCCCCUGCUCCAGCGAUGAGCUCGAGGAGCAGCAGACAGAUGACGAGGACGAUAACAAUGACAACGGCGACGAUGACGACGAUGCCGAUGACGACGACGACGAUGACGAUGACGACGACGACGACGACGACGAUGAGGACGAUGACGACGAGAAUGCAGAUGAUGAUGAUCUAAAUAAUGAUGCACACUAAGUAUUGUUAUUGUUGUUGUUCCUCAAAUUCCUCAACGCAACAAUUGAUGAAAGCAAUAAAAAUUUAAGGUAUAUCGAAAUCAGAGCUCGUAAAUCUCACCCGAGGCGCCGGGUGAGGGGCAGCGUUAAAUAAAUGAACUAAACGCA
This is a messenger RNA of Drosophila navojoa, 1783 nucleotides long. RefSeq names its product gasket (gene gskt). Gene Ontology annotation, molecular function: ATP binding; protein kinase activity. Gene Ontology annotation, biological process: protein phosphorylation. The record is from RefSeq and is a predicted model, not a curated record. NCBI's taxonomy places the organism in Eukaryota, Metazoa, Arthropoda, Insecta, Diptera, Drosophilidae. Gene Ontology annotation, cellular component: cytoplasm.